GGAACCGUUGCAGUUAAUAGCAUAUAUUUCUUCAGUCUCCUCACGAUGCUUUGUUGCAAACUUAACUGCGAACCCUUUGAGAUGGUCUGAGAAUACACCUGCUUUGGAUUGUGACAGCAGCUUCACCUCUUCCCGAGCUUGUAUCCUUUGCAGCACUUCUGCCUGUCUCUGUUAAGUAUUCAGUCUCCAAGUAUAUCUAUGAAUUAUGCAUAAACGUCAUUUGUAUCCAAAACCUUUGACAGCUUCUGAAUGAAUUGGUAGCAUGUCUCUGUUAUAGGUCUAAUUUGGCUUUAUAAAUAACUAUAUAUUGAAACUCUAGGUUUGGAACAGGAUGAUUGCCAUCUGCUUGUUUAGCUUCAACAAUACUUUUAAUAGUUGCUGCGUUCUGAAGUCUGCUGAGAUUUGUUAGUUAUAUAAACAUGUAAGCAUGUAAUUACUGCUCAUUUAAAACUCAACGUUGUGCCAACUCCUGAAACAACUUGCACUGAAUUGAAAUGGCCCAUUGGACUGAAUUAUUAUGUACCUUUGACUAAAUUUACCUGGGAAAGCAAAUUCUGACUAUUGUUAGUGUUAGUAACAAGCAACAUACAUUUUUAUACUUCUGAGAAAAAGAGUUCUUUAGUGUUCCUAUUCUUUCUCCACACCCCACGAAAAAAACCCACGGCUUUUCUGGAAUUUGUUUGUCCUGUUAAAAGGAGGUUGGAUGGGUUGUGGUCUAGACCGAAUGAUCAGGUUAAAAUAUUCAUAUAAAAUGUCAAAAGGAUGUUCUCCCUGAAUGCUAGAGUUCACACUUAAGAGUUCUGUGCCAAGUCACUUUCAAUCCUACACCUAAUUGUCUGUUUUAAGUGAACUAUCUCACGUAAAAAAGAGAACCGGAGAAAUAUAUCUAAUGAGCUCUUUGUAGAUUUAGACUGGGUUGUAUGGAAUAGAAAAAGCUGCUUUUCAAUUUAACUCCCAUAUUCAACAGCAAAAGGGGAAGACCAUAUUUAUCAUUGUUUGUGCCUUAUUUUUAUUCAUAUGUUGUUCAGAUGAUUUCACUCAAUGAUUGAAGUGUUCUCACUUGGAGAUUUUGUACAUCAUACGCACCCGUGAUUUAGAUACCGAGCACUACAUUUGAUAUUUUGGUUUUGUAGCCAUCGAUAGCGCCAGUUUGUUGUCAAUGUUAUUGCUGGUAACCGAGGAAUUAUUGGUCAAAUGCAAAAUCUGCCAAACUCUCUGUCCGGAUCCACCUUUGCUUCCACGGACGUGAAUUUGAUGUUGUGGACUAUAAUUCAUUACCAUCCUAGCUGUGAUUGGCAUGCUUGGAGGACUAUUCUACUGAUCAGAUAAUGUUGUUAUUACCUUAUUGUAGGAAUAGCCAUUUACCAAUUUUUUUUAAAGAGCGUUUUGUAAGAUUAUGCCAGACCCCACUAUGUGGGAAUACACUCGGUAUGUUGUUGUUUUGUAAGAUUAUGAUGUGAGAUGCUCAGCUUUGUUGACUUCCUUGGUCAUUAUUCAGUCCGCAUCAUUGACAUAUGUACUAUCUUUGGUGGUCCAUUGGUUAGCAACGGUUUCCCUUCCCUGACGUAACAAAAGAGGCUAAAAGGCCAUUUUACUUUGUACACAUUCAACUUUAGUAUCCAUCAAGAUCAGAACCGUAAACUCUUUAGACGCUCAAGUCCAUGAUUUUGAUACCUGUUGCGGAAGAACUAAAAUAUCAAAAUUAGGAUGUAUUUUGGAUUCAUAAAGCAUGUGCUAUAGUGUAGUUGUUUAACUGAUUCUUUCUGGAAAGUACACCAGUAGCUACUAGCUACCUUGACUAUCUAUUUAAGGAUAUGCAUAUCCUUCUAAUAACACUUCUAUUUCACUUUAGAGUACUAUCAUUUGAUUGUGGAGAUGUUGAGUAAUGAAACAGUUACCAAUCAUAUAGAACUCUUUAAAUGCAAGACAUAAGUAAUCUAAACAAAACAGUACAUAACGAAAAUUUUGAUCUUUGAAUAGCAUGCUCAGCUGAAGCACGUAGUCAGCGUGUUUCUUCCUCUCUUAAUCUGGAUCAUACUUCUCAACAUAAGAUGUUUUAGGUGUGUUUUCUUCAUCUGUUAUUAUUGCUUUGGAUCAAGACAGGUUGACAGCUUACUUUGUGCUCGUGGUGGUUCAUUUGAGCACGAGGCUACUAGAAGGAUGCGUAAUGAGUUUAUGGCUGCAUGGGAUGUCUUGAGAUCAACUUAUACUUACGAAAUGGUAGUAUAAUAACAUUGACGAGUCUCUUAACCUUCAGAAAAUGUACCAACAGAUUCUCGAUAGUAUUAUCAGUAUGAAUUUCGUGUUUCCAAAGCUUUUCAUUCUGUUUUCCUGCUUGAAGCAUGUCCUCCCUGCUGAUUUUUGCUUAUCCUACAAAAUUAGCUACAGUUUGCAUUAGUUUCGCAUGGAAAGGUAUAUUUAUGAGAAGCCAGACGUUCCAAAAGCCUCUCGAGAAAUUGCUGCAGAAGUCCACUCAGAGCUUGCAGAUUUACAGAAUGAUGAAGACUGCGAUGCUGCUGUUCAGUUGUUGGUUAAAGCUGGUUAUCCUGGUGCCCAGUCUUUAUCGGAAAAUGAUUGGUAUCGCUUGCAUCGCAGGCUUGAUAUUGUCAAGGUAUUGUUAAAAAAGCGCGAAUCUGUUUUUCUUGUCAGCUAUUGUUGUGCUUUUAGAGAGAAUUUCUAUUGGUUUUAUCAGAGCUCCUUGUGGUUAUGAAACAGUUGAUACUGGAUUGCACUCCGAGUUAUGACGAAGUGGUCAAUGAAGUGUGUUGAGUACCAUGAGGUUUCAGGUUCAAAUCCCAACGAAAACUAAAAUGCUGGGUGAUUUCUUUCCAUAUUUUCUAGCUUCAAUGGAUAGAAUUACCUCAUAUUUAUUUCUGGUAGGAGUUGACCAGUAUUCAGUAAAAUUAGUCGGAGUGCGCGCAAGCUGGCUAGAACAUCACUAUUACCACCACCAUCACCACCACCAACAUACCCAAUAUAUUCUGCCGACAAACUGCAGCAGAGUGAAGUAAAGGAUUUGGAAUAUGAUUUUCUUUGUUAUUUCCCUUCCACCAAUAGGCUGAACCUCUAUAGAGCAAUUGAUUUUCGGUGUUAAAAUAUGCUCCUAGGUAAAACAUUAAUAAUCUUCCAGAUGAUUAAUUUGCUUUGUUUUAAAUUUUUUGAAGGUCUUAGAACUCUUAAUCACAGUGUUACUUCUUGAAUUAAUUUACCUGUAAAAUUUAUCAUCCCAAAGUAUGUUGCAUGAUGAUUUGUUUUUCCUUGUCAAUGCACAAGCAUUCUAGGAAAAACAUUUUUUUCUUCCUUGAGAUUUUUUCUCUUAUCAAUGAUACCUAAGGCUAAUUAUAUGCUUCUCUUUCUUCCUUACUGCCUUCUUCUUUUCAUAACAUCUUGGUAGGAUUGGAUGAAGUAAUUUGAUCCUUUCUUUAUCUGUCUUCAUAGACUUGAAAGGGUAGAAACAUCAUAUUCAAGUUAAACUUUGUGGUUUCAUCUUUCUUAUAAAACCCCCUUAAAUGUACUCUGCUGCUUCUAUCUGGUAUAAGCCAUACAUGAGAGGAUUUUUUACAAGUUGACGUCAAGAGACUUAAGUAGGUUCGUUGCGAUGGACUAUAUCUCUAUAUUUUACAAUAGGCUCCCUCUAAAACAUAUUAUGGAUUUUUUCACAUUUUAGCCGGUAUCUGUAUUAUUCAACUGAUUCCCAGUAUGCUGUGAUAUGGCCUCCCAUGUGUACCAAAAUUAAUUUAUUUCCUUUUAUUGUUGUCACUAUCUGGAGGGCAUACCAUUGUUCACUUAAUUACUGGUUGACUUUACAUUAUUAGAGAGGAGAUGGCUAAGAUCUAUCAAAUUGCAAGUGUACUAUAUAAUGUGCUAAUGGGCUGAGGACAGUGGUACCCUCUUCAAAAGUAGAUAGUGAGAUUUGUGUUCUCUUGUGUAGUCCUUGGAAAGUGAGAUUGGUGUUCGUGUAGUACUUGCAAUUUUCCAGUAUGUAUACGUCUUCUGGGAACUUUAACCACUACUGUCUUCGUUUUCACAGUAAUAUUGUGAAAACAUACAUUUGGGGUCUUAUGAUAUGUUCAUGAUAGUGAUAUUGUGGUA
Molecule: messenger RNA, 4092 nt
Organism: Capsicum annuum
Lineage: Eukaryota; Viridiplantae; Streptophyta; Magnoliopsida; Solanales; Solanaceae
Product: tRNA dimethylallyltransferase 9
Exons: 4
Coding region: 2405-2710 (101 amino acids)
Source: RefSeq, a predicted model, not a curated record